Molecule: messenger RNA, 2163 nt
Organism: Pyrus x bretschneideri (Chinese white pear)
Lineage: Eukaryota; Viridiplantae; Streptophyta; Magnoliopsida; Rosales; Rosaceae
Product: putative glycerol-3-phosphate transporter 5
Biological process (GO): phosphate ion homeostasis; transmembrane transport
Cellular component (GO): membrane
Molecular function (GO): transmembrane transporter activity
Source: RefSeq, a predicted model, not a curated record
GGUGGAAGGCGAGAGAUAAUUUUCUUUGUUUCUUUGCCAUAUAUUUUGUUUUUCAUUUCCAAAUUAAUAAUUAAUUAGGUAAACAGAGGGUCUUCUGAAAAAUGACAUUACCAGGAAAGCCCCAACCGUUGAAUUUCAAGCCUUCCUCCUCCAAAUGUCACUACACAUCUGAAAUCCAUAUUAAUUUGCUUUUCAUGCAUUGCUAUACAGAUAUUUUCAUACAUUUUCGAUCGAUAUCGGAUCAUACAAAGGCAAAUCCAAGAACCCUAACCCUAGCUUCGUCCCCCUUUUCCCCUCUGCAACAAUCAGAAUUUGAUCGGAAAAAUCAGGUAAAAGUUAGGGUUUUGUACAUUUCUCAAUCCUUUGCAGUCAGUAAAUUCUCUGUGCAAUUAAAGAUUCAAUCUUUAUGGACCCACCAUUUUUCUCUGUACUUACAUUCACUGUAUAAUCUGAGCAUUUCUGUAUAGAAUUUGUGUAUGAGAAUUGCAGUAUAUUGGGAUCAAAUACAAAAAUGCAAUCCAAAACCCUAACCCUAGCUCCAGCUCUCAAUUUUUUUCCAAAUCUCAAACCUCCACACAAAACCCUAGCUUUCCACCAAAUUUCAGUCCUAAUCAUCACCUUCCUCGCUUAUGCUUCCUUCCAUGCCUCCAGAAAGCCCCCAAGCAUUGUCAAGAGCGUGCUUGGGCCGGCAUUUCAGGCCAAUUCAAGCUCCGUCGACACGGGGUGGGCUCCCUUUGAUGGUCCCCGGGGCACUCACCGGCUAGGAGAGCUUGAUCUUGCGUUUCUUUCCGCGUAUUCGAUCGGAAUGUACUUUGCAGGACAUGUCGGUGAUCGAAUUGAUUUGAGGCUGUUUCUUGUAUUUGGGAUGAUGUGUAGUGGCAUUUUAACAAUAUUUUUCGGGUUAGGAUAUUGGUUUGAUGUUCAUGUAUUGGGGUACUUUAUGGCGGUUCAAGUUCUUUGUGGAUUGGUUCAGUCGAUUGGGUGGCCUUGUGUGGUGGCUAUUGUGGGAAACUGGUUUGAGAAAGGGAAGAGGGGGUUGAUCAUGGGGAUCUGGAGCUCACAUACCUCAGUUGGAAACAUCAUUGGGUCGGUUGUGGCAUCAGGGGUUUUGGAAUUCGGAUGGGGUUGGUCCUUUGUGGUGCCCGGGGUUUUGGUGAUUUUGGCUGGGAUUGUGGUGUUUCUGUUUCUUCCUGUGUGUCCAGAAGACUUGGGGUUUGAGUCUCCAGUGAAGGAGAUUCAGAUGAAUGUGGAAGUUAAUGGCGUGGAGAAUUUGGAGGGGAAAGUAGAAUCAGAGGAAGCAGGGCUUCUUGGAACAGAGUAUGCAGAUGCAGACACAGGUUCUUUGGCUGCAAUUGGGUUUCUGGAGGCAUGGAGGUUACCGGGUGUGGCACCAUUUGCUUUCUGCCUCUUCUUUUCGAAGCUUGUGUCUUACACUUUUCUGUACUGGUUGCCCUUUUACAUAAGGCACACAGCUGUUGCCGGCGUGCAUUUGUCACACAAAACUGCCGGGAACCUUUCAGCCAUAUUCGAUAUUGGAGGUGUCCUUGGCGGAAUUCUAGCAGGAUUAAUAGCUGAUAUGAUAGAAGCUCAAGCUGUAACCUCAAUCGUGUUUUUGUUACUUUCCAUUCCAGCCCUUGUUCUCUACCGGCUUUAUGGCAGCCUAUCGAUGGUCACCAACAUUCUUUUGAUGUUUCUUUCUGGAUUGCUGGUGAAUGGCCCGUAUUCACUCAUCACAACAGCGGUUGCAGCUGAUCUUGGUACGCAAACCACGAUCGUAGGAAAUUCCAGAGCAUUAGCUACUGUGACGGCAAUCAUAGACGGAACAGGUUCGGUUGGGGCAGCUAUUGGCCCGCUUUUGGCCGGGUAUAUCUCCACGACGGGGUGGAACAACGUGUUUGUUAUGCUAAUUCUUGCUAUUUUCUGUGCAACUUUGUUUUUGAUUCGGAUUGCGAGAACCGAGAUUAAAGGGAAGUUGAAUGAGGGAAAUGGUAUUUGUAUAGCGGUAUAGAAGGCAGUCAAUGAUUGAGAUUUUCUAUUUUCCUGUCAUUACCACAAAAUUAAAUUUUAGGCAGAUCCAUUUACGUGUACCUUUUUUUUGGUAUCUCAUUCUUUUGUACUACAUUCAUUAUUCAGAACACAACUUAUUGAUUGUAAAUUCUUCAA